GCCGCGGCCGCCACAGCUGCCGCCGCCGCCGCAGCUGUGCCGGACCGGCGCGGGUGCGCAGGCAAAAGGCUCCCUUUACCUUCUGAAAGUACCCUCAGAAGAAUUUCCCCAGCCCACCAUGGCGGAUGAAAUUGAUUUCACUACUGGAGAUGCUGGGGCUUCCAGCACCUACCCUAUGCAGUGUUCCGCCCUGCGCAAAAACGGCUUCGUGGUGCUCAAAGGACGACCAUGCAAGAUAGUGGAGAUGUCAACUUCCAAAACUGGAAAGCACGGUCAUGCCAAGGUUCACCUUGUUGGAAUUGAUAUUUUCACGGGCAAAAAGUAUGAAGAUAUUUGCCCUUCUACUCACAACAUGGAUGUUCCAAAUAUUAAGAGAAAUGAUUAUCAACUGAUAUGCAUUCAAGAUGGUUACCUUUCCCUGCUAACAGAAACUGGUGAAGUUCGUGAGGAUCUUAAGCUGCCAGAGGGUGAACUAGGCAAAGAAAUAGAAGGAAAAUAUAAUGCAGGUGAAGAUGUACAGGUGUCUGUCAUGUGUGCGAUGAGUGAAGAAUAUGCUGUAGCCAUAAAGCCCUGCAAAUAAAUGGGAGCAUCAGGCAUGAGCAAACUGUAUAGGUCUGGAUCAGCUGCAGAUCUAAAGUUUGGUUCUAAGUUGUCACCAAAGCUAUGGCCUUCAUAAGCAACCUCAUUUCUUUUUCAGUUAUUUUGAAAUUGUGCUGAGUUAGUUUUGCAGGCAAUUAGUGAUUUAAAAAAAUAAUCAAGAUAUAUAACUUUUUUUUAAAUUUUGUAGGUGUCUUUCCUAUAACAUUCCUGUGGUUUUCAGUAUGUGAGUCCAAGAAAUAGAUGAGAUAGCUCCAGCAGAUGUGAUUUGUCUGAGCAAAUAAAUCAUUCCUGAAUUUUAGUUAAAUGAUAAAUAAACCAGGGUUUUAAACAAUGUAGCAUCCAGUGGUAUUGAUGUACCACAUUUAAGUUGAAUUGCUCUGCAUUAAUUUCAAACUUAAUAUCAUAGAAUAAGUAGAUUAUGGAUUGGAAUUGUCAGAAUUUCAGCCUGGGUGUGGCAAGUACAGGUCCUUAAACAAAAAUUACGUUAUCAAAAAGUGCCAGUUAUCUUAGUAACUGUGUGCAGCCCACCUGUGUUACCUCAGUCAUUCUGUUCUUUGCCAAAUUUCUGGCAGACUUAAUAUAAUCUGUAUUAUGAUCAUUUUAGUACUUUGUUGUGCUAAACAGAGGCAGUAAACUGUUGUGUGACUGUUACCAAGUCAUAUUGUAAAGAAGGCCCAAAGGACAGUGGCAGAGGGUGUUGGUAAAAGCUAUAGGUUUUUAUUUGAGGCCUUUGUAAUCAGCAUAAAAAUAGGAAGUUUCUGUUUGCAUUUUUAACUUUUGUUUUCUCUAUUUAAAGGAGUGACGUGCUUUACAGGAUACUAUGCAGUACUUAUCGAUUAUGUUGAAUAGUUGAUAUUUGUAGUAAUCACUCCUUUCCAGAUAUUUUUAAGUAGACUUUUUUUGACAUCAAAAUAUUUGUUAAACAAAAACUGGAAAUUCUUAAAUUAUUUGGAAUACUUGUUAAAUUUGUGUAUGUUUUUUCUAACAUGAAAGUGAAUCAUAGAAGAAAAGUUACUUUUUAUGAUUAUUAUUUAACUUAAGUAUAUGUAUUUAUCUGAUUGUCAUGUGACUUAAUUCACUUUCUGGAAUGAAAUAUAGCUAGGAAAGAUUUCUGUAAACUAAAUUACUUUUAAAAGUAUUUUAGGUGAUUCUGCUACAUUUCUAUUCAGUCUUUUGGAUCAUAUAUCUAUUUCCAGAAUUCUGGCAUUAUCACAGGGUUUGUGAGGACUUUUGACUCAAUAACAGCCAUUAUAUUGCAGUGAAACUUAGAGCAAAAUCACCAUUUCAGUAAUACUUUCAUUCUCUAAGAUUGAUUAUAAGACCUCUCCCAUCAUACAUUGACUUCUAAAAGGCCUUUGUACCCUAACCUAGAGGAAAAUUUGCAUGAUGCUAUAAUCGGUCUAUUCAGUGAUUGGAAAUAGCAUUAGGAACAAAAGAUCCCAGUUUUAGUUACUUAAUUUGCCCACACUUUUAAAUCUUGUAUUGGCCUCAGCAAAACCACUUGGAGAAGCAAGAUGCUUUAAGGAAAUUCAAGAGGAAUUCUAAAGCACAAGAAAUAUUGAUGUUGUAGUUAAUCAUUUUUUAGUAUAACAUUUUAGCUUUUGCCCAUCUAAAGCACAAUCAGUAAUUAGGCUAAGUUGUUUCAUUUUGGGAAUGCCAUUUAGGUAUCUACUAGAUACUGCUCUAGUUUUUUUUAGUACUCUGUAGUAUGUAUCUUACUUGUGACUGGUUGGCAUCCUUACCUGCAGGAAUUCCAGAAAGUUACCAAUCUGUACUUCUUGCUAGCCAUUCAUAUGACCCCAGUUAACUACACUAGUAUUCUGGUUUAGUAUUAAUUCUGGAUUAGCAUGCCCUUGUUCUUCCUAAUUUAUCAAACUUCACAUAAAUAUAUUUUCAAUUGCAAGGUAUAUAUAAAUUAUAAUAAUGCACCUAUACUUCAUAUAUUGAAUGGCAAAAGCUACUUAUGAAUAAGUAUUUUAAGUACUAAAAUAAAGUGUAAAUACUCUUCUGACAUAUAAUAAUAGGUAUAGAUUUUAAAGAUAUGGGACUGUUUAUUUUCAUGUAAGUCAAUACUUGUUUCUCUUGAACAAUAUAUUUCAUUUAGAAAAGCUUUAUAAAUUGUAUUAAAAGGAAGCAGGAAACAUUUUUUAAUAGAACAGAAAUGACUUCAUUCUUUUUUGACAUCAGAAAUGUUAAAAGUUGAUUCCUAGUAUUUGUUGUACUUUUUUGUAGUAAAUGUUAAAUGUCAGAGUUACCACGUGUAGAAUGUAGACUGUCAUGUUGAUAGAUUAUACAGUGAUACACCUUUUUGUCUGCAGGCAUUUCAGCAAUUUAUAUACAGUAUUAUACUAACAAGUGGAAUAUUUGUUUCUUUCUAGAACAACAUUUUAUUUCUACUGUGAAGACUUUGCUAUAUCUUAUUUGCUAAAAGUUGUAUACCCUCUGAAAUAGAUCAAAUUAUUGCUACUUUGACUUAGCGUUUGCAUCAUAAACAUAAUUACCAUGUUUCUUUCAUGCUCCCCUCCAAGGGCUGUCAAGUCACUUGAAAUUGUUGCUAACCAAGCUCUUGAAUCCAUUUCCAUUUAUGGUACAAAAUUCUGUAUGGAUGCUUUAUAACUAUUACCAAAACUCUCCUGCAGCCAGAGCAUGAAAUCUUUAAUAGGAGAUGCUGCAAUAAAAAGUUUAGGCUAUAAAAUUGGGGGAUACAAUUUUUCAUUAUAGCACAAUAUGUGUGCAUAUGCACACAUAGCUUUGUAUGUUUGUUCUUUUUACAAAGUCCUUCCAACUCUUAAAAGUACUGUAGUCUGGUAGUGCCUCAAAUGUUGGUAACUUUUUUUUUUUAUUUACAACUUUUCCAGAAUUUGUUUUUGUACUUUAAAGUUUCUCAAUUAGAUUAUUUCUAGUUGUAAUUCGAAUGCAUUGUUCUCAGGGCUGUUUGUGCUAAGAGCUGAAGUUUCCUUAUUUUAAAGCUAACUGCCUGAAAGAAUAUUGCAAAAUUUUCCCACAUUGUAAUACAAUGAUACAUACAAAUAAAAAUCUGUAAUAUCAACACACUUAAACUAUAUGCUAAAUAUUCAAGGAAAAAAAUGGGAACAUUGCUAACAUCUAUACUGGAAUCUUGCCAUACUUUUUUCAUUUUAGAAAAGAAUUUGGUGGUCUUAUCGUAGAACCUUAUCCUUAAUGAUACACAUGAAAGCAUUCCUUUGGUAUGGACCCCCAAAGAUAGCUUUAGAGCCAAACUUUGAUGUGGUGAUUCUCAAAACAUGUCUAGGGACAACAGAAUUAAAAUUCAUAAUACUUUGGGGGGUACAUUAAACUGUUUACAGAUUAAAUUCUGUAUAUGAGCUAGUAACAAAUUUAUUAUAAGAAAAUAUGACUCUUAAGCAGUAUAUGUGCAAACUAUAAGCAUAUUUCCAUAAAUAGCAUAAUAUUAAUUGGUCAAGUUUUAAAUUUUCUGAUAUCAUCUAGGCAUUAUAUUUCAUAGUUGUCAAGCCUUUUUUCCUCCCAGGAUUUGGACAAGUAAUAGGAAACAAAGGCUUAAGAAAAAUUUAUUGUGAAAAACCUUAAAAUUGAGAAAAUUCAAUCCAUUAACUUUAUUAAAUUUUCUUUCUCUGAAUUGAGCAUAUGGUAUUAUUUGAUUUUAGCAGGGGACAUUUGGAUUUAGCUUACAGAACACAGAUGUUCUAUGGGAACAUGACUUGAAGUUCUGUGUAAUUUAAUAUUUUUUCAUUAAAUGACCAUCUGAGCAUCAACGUAACUACCAAGUGAGGUCAAGUGCCUGAAAAGUGCUGUAUAUAUCUAUAUUCGUUUUCCUUACAUGAAAGAUGCAUCUUAUAGCAAUGCAUAUCAGGCUUUUACCUGCUAAAAAAACAUUAUUGUUGCCAAAUCUUACCAUCUCCACCACUAUUCCUGACUCCUUAUUACUGGUUGAAAUCUAUUUUACAAUUAAAAGAGAGGUUCCUUUAUUUAUAUAAAGUCCCUGAAACUAUGUCUUGAUAUUGGUAGACUUAAGUUUAUCAUAGUUCAAGAUUGCACUUUUUUAAAACUCUGGAUAUAAAAUUUAUUCAGUGGUGACUAUACAGCUUGUUAUAAGUCAUGGUUGUGAUCUUUCUUGAGAGGAAUCCUUUAUGUGGUUAAUAUCUACUAUAAAUAAGCACUCUUGUGCUUGUUAUAAAUGCAGAUUCCUAGCUCUGUAUUGUUUCUGUCCUCCUCUUCAAAAAGGAAAUAGUUGAAAUGGCAUUGUCUAAUCCAGUGGCACUUUAUUAGUAAUACAUUUUAUUUGUCAUAGGUAUAAGAGAACUCAUGCUCUUACCUGCAGAGACUCAUGUUUUAGCUAAAACUUUAAAACUGUAAGAUAUGUAGUAUGGGUAUUAUUAUAAUUGUGUAUUUUACAUUUCAAAAAUGGGUAAAAUUCAUAUAUUAAGCCUUUGACUAUGUUAAAAUAAUUGUGAAAUCCUUUAAAAUGUAGAUAGUAAACUUAUCAAUUAUAACUUUUUGUUACAUUACAAUAUAUUUGUCUGUUAACUUCAUCAGUUAUAUUAAAUAAAAAUAAAGUUAAUUUAACAGCUUA
This is a messenger RNA of Odocoileus virginianus texanus, 5170 nucleotides long. It is a transcript of the gene EIF5A2, whose product is annotated as eukaryotic translation initiation factor 5A2. The record is from RefSeq and is a predicted model, not a curated record. Gene Ontology annotation, molecular function: RNA binding; ribosome binding; translation elongation factor activity. Lineage: Eukaryota; Metazoa; Chordata; Mammalia; Artiodactyla; Cervidae. Gene Ontology annotation, biological process: positive regulation of translational elongation; positive regulation of translational termination; translational elongation.